Messenger RNA from Amblyraja radiata (thorny skate), 1073 nucleotides. It is a transcript of the gene ddit4, whose product is annotated as DNA-damage-inducible transcript 4. NCBI's taxonomy places the organism in Eukaryota, Metazoa, Chordata, Chondrichthyes, Rajiformes, Rajidae. Gene Ontology annotation, molecular function: 14-3-3 protein binding. The record is from RefSeq and is a predicted model, not a curated record. Gene Ontology annotation, cellular component: cytoplasm. Gene Ontology annotation, biological process: apoptotic process; negative regulation of TOR signaling; response to hypoxia. Bases 1 to 654 code for a protein of 217 amino acids. The transcript is spliced from 3 exons.
AUGAAUACCAACAGUUUUCUGCCCCCACGGCGCCGCCGCCUCUGCUCCCUCCUGGGCAAGCUGCUGCAGAGAUUCGCCGAUCUGACCGGCGGCUCCCCGGCUCAACACCACCACCACCAGCCGCCGUCCCAGCCCGAAGGCAAAGCCGAGCCCGGCCUGGACACUGACAGCGAUUAUGGGAGUUUGGAGUCGGACCGGGACUCGGUCACCGACGACCCGUUCGAGGAAUUGCUGUGUGCCGACGUGAUGCAGCUGAUCGAGCAGAGCCUGAGCGAGGCCAAACGCGCGGCGUUGCACUGCUUCAAGCUGCUCAUCCCGGAGGAGCUGAGCGCCCAGGUGGCGGACGAGCUGUUGCGGCUGGCGGCCAGCGAGCCCUGCGGGCUGCGGGGAGCCGUGCUGCACCUCAGCGUGGAGGAUGGCGACGUUUGCAAGGACGUGGACCGCAUCGUGGUGGACGGCAGCUUGGCGCCCACCUUCGAGCUCGCCCUGGUGCUGAGACUGGAAGGGGGGUUCUGGUCCAAGGUCCAGGACCUCUUGACUUCGGGCCCUUCCUUCACCCCGGGGUACAGCCAAGCUCUCCGGCUCAGCCCCAGGUUCCGAAUCAUCAAGAGAAAACUGUACAGUUCUAACGUGGUGUUCGUUGAGGAAUGUUGAGGUGAUAGACACUGCUGGAGGGUGGGAGGGAGGGGAAGAGGUUUCCACUCGGGGCUCUGAUCUGACAAUGGGGACAAAUAAUUCACAGAGCGAUUUUAAACGGGCACACCAGGGUGGGGGACUCUGCAUACGGUUGCCUUUCCCAUUCCCAGACACGUGCAACGUUAACCAAGUGUGAAGCUGGACCUGUACUGCAUGGGGCCCAUUUUGAUAUCUCCUGCGGUUUUAAAAAAAACUUUGUUUACAAACUGGUGCUAACUUGUGUAAUUGUGUAAAUACCCCUCGGUGGGGCCAACAGGUCUGCAGGGCAGCCUAAUUUUUCAUUUGAACUGGUAUUGAUUUGCAUUCAACACAUUCUUUUUGAUACUUUGGUGCUAUUCUAUAGUUUGUACAACUUAAAUAAAAGAACAAAACUCAAA